CUUAAAGGCAAAAGAGAGUAAUUUGCUUUUUCUUAAUAUUUCCAGAAGACUCCAUUGUUUCAUCACUUCGUUCCAGCAAUGGAGAAUUUCCAGAAGAUUCCUCGCAAGUUUUGAGAAUUUUCUUUCAUCCAAACUGAAAUUCAAGGUCUGCUCAUUAACAUCAUCUGGGUGUGCAUUCUUAGAGAAAUUGAAGAAUGCAAUUGAAAAUUAAUGGCUUCUGCAAGGGUAAAGAGUCUUUUUGUCUAAAUAAUAUCUAUCCUCCACACAUUACAAAAAGACUUCUCUAGAAGCACAAAUAAAGAAAGCCUACUUCCCUUCCCUUCUCAAUCCUCACUCUUCUUCAUUCUUCAGUGCUAUCUCCUGUCUCAAUCGUUUCUCUCAGGGAACAGUUCUUUCUCUCGCUCUCCCAUUUUCAAAUUUUUGGUUUGGGUCUUCUUGGGCAAUAUCUAAUGAAAUCCUCUGACGAACCCGCUCAUGACCUUUAUACAAUCCCUAGUUACACCAGUUGGUUUUCUUGGCAAAGCAUACACGAGGUGGAAAGGCUGUCAUUGCGAGAAUUCUUCGAUGGCAGUUCGAUUACAAGGACACCCAGAAUCUACAAAGAGUACAGGGACUUCAUGAUUACCUCAUACCGUGAGGAUCCGACCCGAAGGCUUUCGUUCACGGAUAUACGGAAGUCGUUGGUGGGUGAUAUAAGUGUGCUGCACAAGGUGUUUACUUUUUUGGAGAAGUGGGGUUUGAUUAAUUUUGACCCUAGUAAUGCGGAAACGCCGGCUGCUAUUGAUGCUCCAGCGGAAGAGGAUAAAGAGGAUGAGAAGUGGAGGAUUAGGGUUGAAGAAGGGGCUCCACAUGGGGUUAGGGUUGUGGCAGCUCCUCAUUCUUUGAAACCCCUUGCACCUGUUCCGUCACCAGUUAUCAUCGGGGAUGGAGGUGGUGGAAGGGGGAGGGGUGGUGAUGCAGUGGAUUGUAUACUAAAGGUGUCGCCUAUGGCAUCGUAUUCAGAUGUUUAUGGGGAGUUGGUGGGGCAGCAGAAGAAGGGAAGUGUAGUCUGUAUGAGUUGUAAAGAACAGUGUGUUUCGGGUCAUUAUGAGUACAGCAAGGAUGCGAGCUCUAAUGUAUGCGAGAAGUGUUUUAAAAGUGGUAAUUAUGACAAGAACAAAUUGGCAGAUGAAUUCAAGCUAAUGGAUGGUGCGAACCCUAAAGCCAACUGGACGGAAGCAGAAACCUUGCUCCUAUUAGAAUCUGUACUGAAGCAUGGUGAUGACUGGGAUCUUGUUACCCAAAAUGUGAAAACAAAGAGUAAACUGGAUUGUAUCUCAAAGCUUAUACAGUUGCCAUUUGGGGAUCUUAUGCUUGGUUCUAUUCAUAAAAAGCUUAAUUUUUUGGACAAGAAUGGUGAGGUAAGUGGCGUGGAUCAAGCUAAACCUCCAAUAAGUGAGUCUGGAGAAACUCCUAGAAAUCAAUCUCAUGAGCAGAACCUGGAACAUCAACAGAAUGGAGAUGCUGAAAGCAAAACCCCUCCUCUCAAGAAAAUACGCAGGGCUCCAAUUUCAGAAGCCAGUAGUUCCCUGAUGAAACAGGUAGCUCGCAUCUCCGGUGCUGUUGGUUCACAUAUCACAGCAUCUGCAGCUGAGGCUGCUGUUACAGCCCUUUGCUAUGAGAAUCAGUGUUCAACGGACAUUUUUGAUGAAGAUGAUGAUGGAUUGGGAUCAAAUGCUACAAAGAGGGCAAGUCAAGUUGAAAGUGCUGAAGGGGAGGAAAAGCCCGCCAGAUCAGAAACAGAAGUGGAAGUCUCUCAGAGGAAUACUAUACCACUAACUUUACGUAUGAGGGCCGCAACUGCAACUGCUAUAGGUGCUGCUGCUGCUCAUGCCAAAUUGUUGGCCAAUCAGGAAGAGAGAGAAAUAGAAUAUCUGGUUUCUACUUUGGUUGAAGCACAGGUGAAGAAAUUGAAACGCAAAAUGAAACAUGUCGAAGCUCUGAACCGGAUGAUGGAGAAGCAGCAUGGCCAAAUGAAGGAUCUUGAAGAGUGUUUAAUUACGGAGAGAAUGGACAUCUUGCAGAAGAUAUUUAGUGCCGGGAUAUCUAGAUGGAGGGAUCAUGCUUUGGUCUAAUCUUAAAGCAGCAGCGGCAGCAGCAUAUAGCUCGACGUUUCUUGAAUUUCAUAUACCGUGAUGUUGUAGAGAAAACUCACCAUUAGUUUGCUUCUUUAGAUAUUCUGCUGAUGAUGAUUGUCAAUACGUGCCUGGUUCAGUUGAACUGUGCCGCUUUUUUCUAAAUUUCAUAGUUAACUGUAGAAUUAAUAGUAAAAAGCACACUUGAACUAUCACCAUUUUGUGAGUUUCACAUUUCAACUAUUAGUUGUUUCUU
Messenger RNA from Solanum dulcamara, 2370 nucleotides. RefSeq names its product SWI/SNF complex subunit SWI3A. Gene Ontology annotation, molecular function: protein binding. The transcript is spliced from 10 exons. Lineage: Eukaryota; Viridiplantae; Streptophyta; Magnoliopsida; Solanales; Solanaceae. The record is from RefSeq and is a predicted model, not a curated record. The coding region runs from base 450 to 2114 and encodes 554 amino acids.